CACUCAUCGUUCCCCAAUCGCCAUAAAGAUAAGGACGCGCCGUCUGGUGAGUGCAAUUCACCGUCCAGUGACCGACUAGCUUUCCCUUUCCCCGGCGGAGAAUUUCAUAUUGGCAAAGUAAACGGGCAAAAAGAUUGAAGCAGUGAAGCAGAGCCUCGGAUUCAUCCUUGUUUGCUCCGUUCAGUAGAAUCAGAGACCGCCAUGGAAGUUCUGCUAUGUCCGGAGCCUUCUCUCUCGAUUCGGAUCGCUGUACCUUGCCUCCUCAACCGUUUGAAUAUUCGAAGCUCUCUGCGAUUUCCCGCUGAAAUUGGAGGUCGUUGGAUCGCCCGAGCUCGCCUGCCGGCUGUGAAAGCUGUUAUAGACUCGGCGACGCUGGAUCAAUUAGGAAUGACGGAAUCCGAGAUUAGGAAUCCCGCGGUUUCUUCGACGUAUCGGAGUUCGAAGUUGCCGAAGCCGAAUCUGACUGUGCUGGAAGCGCAAGCUAGGGUUUGCACCGGACCUGAAAUGACGAAGCCGCUUAGCGAGGAGCAAGCUUUCAAAGUUUUCGAUACCAUUUUAAGAUCAGUGAGGGGUGAGCUCAAAGACGAAGACAGAGUUUCCAGAGCACAGCUAGGGGCUUUCUUUGCUGGAAUGACGAUACGUGCGAAUGCCUUCCCUGAAGCUACUCAGUGGAGUGAAGGAGAAAAGCGUGCAAUUGGCACGUUUUGGCCCCAGCUGGUCCGAGCUUUACCACCUGAUGUGGUCUUCAUUGCUGAUCCUGAGGGCUCUAUAAUGGGGAGUUCGAUAGGGCCGCAGUUUGUUGGCAAUGAUACGACUGAGAUGAGAUUGGUUGGUGCACUUAGGGAGGUAUUAGCUGGGGGCCAUCUCGGGUACGAGGAGGUCCAAGGUGUGCUGAGAGAUGUUCUUCCCUUAAAUGUUGAAGAAGAUGGCAAAGACAGUUCGAAAGAGUCGUUGGUUUCGGCAUUCCUAAUUGGUCAGCGGGUGAACAGGGAGACAGAUCGUGAAUUGAAAGCAUAUUGUCUUGCUUUUGAUGAUGAACUGGUUGGGUAUUAGGUCCUCCUCCAGUUGCUGAUGUUAGAUCAUUGACCCAUUAUGGUGAACCUUAUGAUGGAAACACACGUUUCUUCCGGAGCACGUUGUUUGUUGCUGCUAUUAGAUCCUGUUACGGUGAAUCUUCAUUGCUUCAUGGUGUGGACUGGAUGCCACCUAAGGGAGGCAUAACUGAAGAACAAAUGCUGAAGUUCAUGGGUGCAAAUACACACCUCACCCCGUUGCAGGCCAAAGAUCUUCUUGAGGAUAAGGAUCUUGGUUUUGCCUACUUAAGUCAGCGUGAGGCUCGCCCAUCCCUAUAUUCAUUAAUUCAGGUGAGGGAGCACAUAAAGAAGCGUCCCCCGCUGGCAACCACAGAAAAGGUUCAACAAUUAGUAAGGGCCAGCGGAAGAGAAGCAGUUGUUGCUGGAUUCUAUCAUGAAGGCUAUGAGGAGCCGCUUUUGAUGCUUAUGAGAAGAAGAGGUGUACAUUCCGGUUUGGUGGUGAAGGGAGAGGAAGGCGCACUCUCUAUGACAACAAGACUGAAGUCAGGAAAUGCCUCAAAAGGACUUCCAGUCAACUACUGCUCAGGAUUUCGCUCAUCUACUACAGCAUCUGCUCUUGAAGUCGACGGUUUGCCUCUUUUGUCUUGAAUCUUGAUCCAUCUCCUGGAACUUUCCUUUCAAACGAGCCUCUUGCCAUAGGUUUUGUUCAUUCGCCACGUUAUUCUCCCUGGCAGGUGUCUCACGUCAGAGCUUCAGCAUUGUGGUCGACGCCAAGGAUUAUGGCUUUCAAUCCACCGAUACUCCAAGAACAGAUAGAUCAGUUUCCAAGAACAUAGAGCUGGGUCUGGCAGCUCUUCAUGGCCAAAAGGGACCUGCAUAUGAUCGUAUCGUACUAAAUGCAGGAAUGAUCGAUCACUUGCUGGGAUGUGAUGGUGCAGAAGAUGUACAUUCAGCCCUAGAUAGGGCCAGAGAAGCCAUCGAUAGUGGUCGAGCGCUCAAAAGGUUCCUAAAUUAUAUCAAGGCCAGUAAUAAGAUGAAGUGAAUGAGCUCUUUCAUUAGCCUUUCGACCGGUGUAACAUAUUACCUUCUUUCUCGUCCUAGAUCAGAGUUUGAAAGGGAAAAUCCACAGUUACAUGCAAUUUAUAGAACAUUUUCGUAGAAUCACAAGAACAUCGAAGUUUGGAGCAAAUAGAUGUUUAUAAAGUUCUUCCAGCUUUUAUUCAUUGCACUCCUAUUAUUCAUUAAUCAUUAUACAUGAGAAAUAUUUAAGGCAAACA
Linum tenue is the source of this 2311-nucleotide messenger RNA. NCBI's taxonomy places the organism in Eukaryota, Viridiplantae, Streptophyta, Magnoliopsida, Malpighiales, Linaceae. The record is from the annotation of a GenBank genome assembly.